Molecule: messenger RNA, 1378 nt
Organism: Andrographis paniculata
Lineage: Eukaryota; Viridiplantae; Streptophyta; Magnoliopsida; Lamiales; Acanthaceae
Product: bifunctional L-3-cyanoalanine synthase/cysteine synthase 1, mitochondrial
Exons: 10
Coding region: 80-1192 (370 amino acids)
Cellular component (GO): cytoplasm
Molecular function (GO): cysteine synthase activity
Source: RefSeq, a predicted model, not a curated record
AUGGAGCACAGAAAUACGUUUGUUCCUUUCCAAACCGCUCUCAGCUUCAGCUUCCUUCCACUUCCACCAUCAAUCAUCAAUGGCGGCCUUCAGAAAUCUCACUAAGGAAAUCCCCAAAUUUGCUGUUAACAAGGGGAGGUUAUUCUCCACGAGUUCAAUUCCUUCGCUGGAUUCUCCCUCGUUCGCUCAGAGACUGAGGAAUCUGCCAAAAGACCUCCCCGGCGCUAAUAUCAGGAAGGAAGCUUCUCAGCUUAUUGGCCGAACGCCUUUGGUUUAUCUCAACAGAGUAACCGAGGGCUGCAGCGCUUAUGUAGCCGUCAAGCAAGAGAUGAUGCAGCCAACUGCUAGCAUCAAGGACAGGCCAGCUUAUGCGAUGAUAACAGAUGCUGAAAAGAGAGGACUGAUAGCACCGGGGAAGACGACAUUGAUUGAGCCUACAUCGGGUAAUAUGGGGAUCAGCAUGGCGUUUAUGGCUGCUAUGAAGGGGUACAAAAUGGUGUUGACGAUGCCGUCUUACACGAGCUUGGAGAGAAGGGUGACAAUGAAAGCGUUCGGGGCUGAGUUGGUGCUCACCGAUCCGGCGAAGGGAAUGGGCGGAACUGUUAAGAAGGCUUAUGAGCUUUUGGAGUCAACGCCCAAUGCAUUCAUGCUUCAACAAUUUUCGAAUCCUGCCAAUACUCAGAUUCAUUUUGAGACCACCGGCCCGGAGAUAUGGGAGGAUACAAAUGGCAAGGUCGACAUUUUCAUUAUGGGGAUUGGAAGUGGAGGCACUGUCUCUGGCGUCGGGCAAUACUUGAAGUCCAAAAAUCCCAAUGUCAAGAUUUAUGGACUUGAGCCUACCGAAAGCAAUAUUCUUAACGGCGGAAAACCAGGUCCUCAUCAUAUUACCGGCAAUGGGGUCGGAUUCAAACCCGACAUCUUGGACAUGGAUGUUAUGGAGGAAGUUCUCAUGGUAUCGAGUGAGGAUGCCGUCAACAUGGCAAGACAGUUGGCGUUGAAAGAAGGUUUAAUGGUUGGGAUUUCGUCGGGGGCUAACACGGUGGCGGCAAUCAGGCUUGCCCAAAGGCCAGAAAACAAGGGGAAACUCAUUGUGACGGUGCACCCGAGCUUUGGCGAGCGAUACUUGUCGUCCGUGUUGUUCGAGGAGUUGAGGAAAGAAGCCGAAGCCAUGCAGCCCGUUCCGGUUGAUUAAUGGUGAGUUUCUUAACGGCAGCGAUCUUCUAAAUCCGAAUCCGAAUCGAAUCUUGUUAUUUGAAUAAGUUGUAAUAGUCGAGCAAAAUUAGUCGACUUUUGUUGUAAUGCACCAUAUAUAAGAUCAAAUGUCACUUUAAAGUUUUUAUGAGUACAUUUGAAUGGGAACAUGUAUACUUCAUUAUCA